Trichobilharzia szidati is the source of this 3064-nucleotide messenger RNA. NCBI's taxonomy places the organism in Eukaryota, Metazoa, Platyhelminthes, Trematoda, Strigeidida, Schistosomatidae. The record is from the annotation of a GenBank genome assembly.
CUUUUUAUCAUUCUAUGUGAAUUCCUAAUCAUCACAUCUAAAAAAAUAAUUUCGACAGCUGAUUAAAAAUACCGCUAAUCACACCAAUUUAUCAGUAGACAGGAGUUAUUCUUCUGAUGGGGUUGCUAAACGAGGAUACAUUACUUAAAUCAUCAGCUUACACUUCCAACAUAAUGAAUAACACUAAUUCUUAUGGAUUUAUGAGUACUAGUAAUCAAUAUAUACCUGAAUAUCUAAUUAACACAAGCAUGGAAGUAAUACGUACAAUUAGAUCAAGUGAGGAAUCUAAUCAUGAACAGGCAAUAAAUUGGACUGUUUUAUGCUUAACCAGUACAUUGAUAAUCCUCACAUGGUUAGCUAAUUGUAUUCUACUCGGUGGAGCAUUACAAACAGCUGGUAAUGGGAAAAAUGUUCCUGUAGCUUAUUUUUUUAUUGGUUCACAAGCAAUUGGCGCUCUGUUGCAUGUUACGCUGAAUUUACCACCGUCUAUUGUCAAUAUAUUAUUUGGCACUUCUCAAGUAAAUUCAUACGUCCAUAUAUUCUGUUUAUACUCAAUUUAUCUGGAUACACUUUUCUGUAAUCUAACCUUUCUACAAACAUUCUUUUCAAGUCUAGAUGCUUAUCUACGACUAAAGAAUCCAAUAUUUUAUCUGUCUUCAGCACGUAGACGUCCAGCGUUAUGGUUGAAAAUUGGUUCUCCAUGGUUAAUGGCAAGUUUACAAGCUAUCGGGCAACUAGCUUUGAGUGAUCGACGUCAAGUACGACUACACAUGACAACACUAAAACCAGUGACGCCAAAUCAAUAUCACCCCUUAUUAUCGUCAUCAUUAAAUUCUAAUGAGAAACUACUGGACUCCGGUUUGAAUACAGCUUGUCUCCUACCUGAUCCAAAUUUUUUAAUCAUACGAACUGUGAUCGCAUAUGCACUACCGCUGAUCACCUGUCUUAUAUUAGUUAUAUUACAGCUUCAUGGUCUACGUCGAUUACGUCAUCACUCUGCUGAAAUGCUCAGUGCUUUAUUAAGUGUUCGAAGUAGAAGUACCAAUGAAUAUGAACAAAUAAUGUACCAACAGAACAAUCCCCAUUAUCCAAGACAUGAAAUGGCCAGCAUGAACAGACGAAUCCCAUCAAACUUUCAUAAUUCUGAAUUAAUCUGGAAGGUAAGAGAUACACCGAUGUUGAAUAAGUUGAAUUCGUCAACUAGUUCUUCACACACUGUAACACAUAAUCCGUGUAGACGUUUAUCAUUUAUGACAAAUUCUUAUCACUUGGAUACAGCGUAUACAAAUGAGACAUUGGUUGCAGACAGUAAUCCAUCUAUGGAUCGAAUACAACAUUUAACUAAUCCUCCAUUGUCAACGAUCAUCCUAUCAACAGGUUAUUUGCCAGUUGAAAGUGUUAACGAGCUUCAAUUAAGUAAGACAACGUCAGUUCCUGUAUUUGAAUGUCCUACUCACGGAUGUAUAAGAGUUACUCAGUCUACCAGUCCAUUAGCUGUAACUUGUAUUCCAGAAAGUUCCGGUCAACAGACAAAAGACCAGUUGUCACCUACACAGAACACAUCAGCAUCAUCUGAAAACCAUCAAUGCACUGACCAUGAUGCCCGCGCAACAGAAUCUAUUCCCAUUUCACUCACUAGUGUUAGCAGUACAGUUUCUGAUCCUCCUGUGAAUAAUACUAACGAUCCAUUGAUGGUAAAAUCGAAUUCUAACUGUAAUGAACCGGUGACAUCAGAUACAAUAUUGCUUAACAUAGAUGGUACACAAGUCAAGUUGCUGCCGUUCAGUUAUCAACAAGAUCCACUUAGUUCUAGUGAAUUGAGUCAUUACCAGUAUUUGCCAUCAAUGAUACAAUCAAAUCUACUUCCACAACACCAUCAGCAUACUACAACUACUGUACAUGAAAUGAUGCAGGGUAUACCAACUGAGAAAUUGUAUAAGUCGAAAUCAGACUACCAGAUUAAGUCUAAAGGGGAAGUUAACUCACCGAAUUCUUGUGAUCAGUUGAUUCGAUCCAACAGUAUGAAGACAAGUUUCAUUCAACCAACCCCUGUAGGGACAUUGGCCAAUGAUAACAGUGCAACUAACUUGUCUAAAACAAAUUUAUGGUUAAGUGCAUAUCAAGGAGAACAACUGGUUGUAGCUAUAAAUUUAGUGAGUUGUAUCAUCGCCGUGGGUACAUGGUCGCCAUAUAUUUUAGCCUCACUGGCGCAUGGUUUAUGCCAACCAAUAAGUAUACCGAAAUCAAUGUUUAAUCAGAUAAUGCAUCCUUUGUCGUCGUCGUCGUUGCCUACCUCACCAGUGACAAUAAAUUCUCAUUUGAUUUCAUCACCACUAGGGUCUCUUUCAAAUACUCCUGGCGGUAACCUACUGUCCAAUCCCACUAUCAGUAGAUGUUGGAUUCAUUUAAGUGUUGACCGUUUGGCAGAUUUUCGUUGGUGGGCAUAUGCAAGCUCUGGUCUCCUGCUGCCGUGUUUGUUAUUCUUUCUUGAUUUAGGUUUACGUGAAGGUUGUUGGAGAGCUUUACAGUAUAAGACAAAACCUAGUGAAAAGUAUGAUUCUCCGAAAGCACUUACACAUAAUCCUAACAGUCAAUAUUCCAAGUCUAUCAAUACUACUAACAACAAUCAGAGUAGUAGAGAUAUCAGAUAUCACCAGUUAGGAUCCGUUAGAAUCUCCAAUAUCCCAUAUGAUGCCAACAGUACAUCGAAUAACAGAUCUGUGAAACUUCAAGAAUUUGAAAUGACUUCUUCCAUCUCACAUACGAAAUAAUAACAGGUAUGAUUGUUGAACAAACAUCUUGUGUGGACAUUUCCAACACCUUGUCACUGUUGUAUUUAAGAGGCUACGGAACACUGGAAGGAUCAGAUUUGAACCCAAGAGUUACACUUCAACCUUAUACCAGCUAAAAAUGAGUCAAUUUAUGAAUUCUUCGAUUCAGCAGUGGAGCGCACUUCACGGUAAUACUCUCCUGAAGUAAAUGAGAAUGAAAUCACACCAGACCAAAGCGGAAGCAUGCGUUAGAAUGUCCAAUAUGUUACUAAAAUAAACAACUGUGUAGCGAU